CUUUCGACGCCGCUUCUUACCUGAUCUUGCAGGUGUUGCUCAGGCUUUGCUCGAGCUCAAGACGCAGCUCUGCUGAAUUGGCGACCUUACGAUCUUGAUCAUCUUCUCCGUUCACAUGUUUCGAACUUUGCAGCCUGUCGUUCUUCGAACGCUCCGUCCCUUGUCUCUCCGGGCUCGGACUCUCGCGACACAUGCCGCUGACCUUCCUUCGACCUCCUUGGAAGGCGCUGUGAAGGACGAGGCAGACGCGCCAGUCGAUUCUACGCCGGGCGUUUCGACAGACUCAUGGAAGGCUGAGCGACGACAGCGUCCGCAUCUGGGUAUCAAAGUGGACGAAAACCAUGGUCUCUGGGCAUUUUUUCGCAGAAAAGAGGAACCCAAUGAGAAGGUAACCUAUGAGGCGUUUGAGGCCAUCGACGUAGCCAAGGAUGGGAGUGGUCGGUCAUGGACCGCAGCAGAGCUGCGUCGGAAAAGUUUCAAGGAUCUGCACACAUUGUGGUAUGUUCUCCUACGGGAGCGCAACCUUCUCGCUACACAGGUAGAGGAUGCGCGAAGACAUAACGUCCAUGCUUCUAUGUUGUCUGCGUACGACAAUGUCCGCAAGUGCCGGAAGAGCAUGGCUCGCAUCAAGUACGUGAUCAACGAGCGGCGUUUGGCGUAUGAGGCCAAAAUCAAGUUGUACGAGCAGCAGAGGGAGGAAGCCAUAAUUGCUGCUCAGGAGAAAGAGGAGGCGGAGAAGCGGGAAGCAGAAGCUCAAGCGGAGGCUCAAGCUCAGGAGGAAUUGGCGGCUCAGCGAGGGGAAGCGAGCGACCCGCAGUCGGCAGCGAGGCUGGCGGGAGCGGGAUUGUUCGAGACUACACCAGAAUCUCCACAGUCACAGAGUGAUAGCCACGGGAAGGAAUCAUAGGUAGAUCUGUAUGGUUCCCGCCCAGUCAAUCUACAGCGGCA
Molecule: messenger RNA, 948 nt
Organism: Laetiporus sulphureus 93-53
Lineage: Eukaryota; Fungi; Basidiomycota; Agaricomycetes; Polyporales; Laetiporaceae
Product: MRP-L47-domain-containing protein
Exons: 3
Coding region: 116-907 (263 amino acids)
Biological process (GO): mitochondrial translation
Cellular component (GO): mitochondrial large ribosomal subunit; mitochondrial ribosome
Molecular function (GO): structural constituent of ribosome
Source: RefSeq, a predicted model, not a curated record